UGCCACAAAAACUCAACAGCCUCUUCCUUCACAUAUUUUCUCUAAGCAGUACUCUAUGAUCCUUUCAUCAUCAAUGAUGCUGUCCCGAAUUGUCUCAGCAUUUUUCUUAGUCCCUCUUCUUUUCUCUCAAACGAUUUUUGCGUAUAGCCCCAAUGACGCCCAGUCGUGGUGCAGCAAAAUGCCAUACCCACAGCCUUGUGAGUAUUUUCUCACCCAGAAUCAAAACCAAACACCUAUCAAGGAUGAGUCUAAUUUCCUCAAAAUUUCCCUCCAACUUUCUCUAGAUCGAGCAGCUAAUGCUCGGAGUAAGACUUACUCUCUAGGCCCACAGUGUCGAGACGAGCGUGAAAAGGCUGCAUGGGAUGAUUGCCUUGAGCUCUACGAGCACACCAUCCUCAAGCUCAACAAAACUCUUGGUUCUGAGUGCACCAAGGACGAUACCCAAACAUGGCUCAGCACUGCCCUGACCAACUUCCAAACCUGUCAGGCAGGUUUUGUUGAGCUCGAUGUGUCUGAUCACAUCUUACCCUUAAUGUCAAACAACGUUUCCAAUUUGAUCAGCAACACCUUAGCCCUUAACAAGGCGCCCUACAAGCAGCCUAGCUAUAAAGAUGGCUUUCCUACUUGGGUCAAUUCCGGGACUCGGAAACUCUUGCAGGCUUCCUCAGUGGUUCCUAACGUUGUGGUGGCGAAAGAUGGUUCCGGUAACUUUAAGACAGUAAAUGAAGCCAUCACUGCUGCUUCAAAGAGGAGUGGGAGCGGAAGAUAUGUGAUAUACGUUAAACAAGGUACAUACUCAGAAAAUGUAGAAAUAGGAUCAAAGUUGAAUAACAUUAUGUUGGUUGGCGAUGGUAUCGGAAAGACGAUCAUCACCGGCAGCAAGAGCGUUGGAGGAGGAACUACAACUUUCAGAUCAGCCACCGUUGCCGUUGUGGGAGACGGUUUCAUUGCGCGAGACAUAACCUUCCGGAACACGGCCGGGCCCAACAACCACCAAGCAGUGGCGCUCCGCUCCGGUUCCGACCUCUCCGUAUUCUAUAGAUGCAGUUUUGAAGGAUAUCAAGACACCCUCUACGUCUAUUCCGACAGACAAUUCUACAGGGAAUGUGACAUUUAUGGGACGGUAGACUUCAUAUUUGGCAACGCCGCCGCUGUUCUCCAAAACUGCAACAUUUACGCGCGAAAUCCACCUAACAAGACCAACACUAUCACGGCACAGGGGAGAACUGACCCAAACCAGAACACCGGAAUUGUAAUCCACAACUCCCAGGUCGCGGCAGCUUCUGACCUGAAACCGGUCCAGAGCUCGGUUAAAACGUACCUGGGAAGACCCUGGCAGAAGUAUUCCCGGACGGUGUUCAUGAAAACUGUCCUGGGUAGUUUAAUUGCUCCGGCGGGAUGGCUUGAAUGGGAUGGUAAUUUUGCCCUGGACACUUUGUAUUAUGCAGAGUAUGCUAACACCGGACCGGGUUCAUCCACGGCGAACAGAGUCAAUUGGAAGGGGUACCAUGUUCUGACCAGCGCAACCGAUGCAUCGAAGUUCACCGUCGCCAAUUUCCUCGCCGGUAAUUCCUGGCUCACAGCGACUGGCGUGCCUUUCACCUCCGGACUUUAAAUAUAUCAAUUUCAUUCAAUCGCAUAUUCAUCAAUAAUCAUUGUUGAUUUCGAUUUCAGUUUCUUUGUGGGAUUUAAUUUAUAGUUUGAAAUUGUGUAGUAUAUGAUUCAUGUAAUAUACAAUAAAUCAAAUUGUUAUUC
This is a messenger RNA of Rubroshorea leprosula, 1755 nucleotides long. Lineage: Eukaryota; Viridiplantae; Streptophyta; Magnoliopsida; Malvales; Dipterocarpaceae. The record is from the annotation of a GenBank genome assembly.